Acanthosepion pharaonis is the source of this 2187-nucleotide messenger RNA. Lineage: Eukaryota; Metazoa; Mollusca; Cephalopoda; Sepiida; Sepiidae. The record is from the annotation of a GenBank genome assembly.
AUGAAAAAACGUAGCCAUUUCUAUCUAUCUAUCUAUCUAUCUAUCUAUCUAUCUAUCUAUCUAUCUAUCUGUGUGUGUGUGUGGAAAACAUUUUGGCAAUUCUUUCUCGUCUCCAAGAAUUUUCGGUCGCAUUUCUUCACAAACCAUUUGCAUUUCUUCACAAUCUGUUUGGAUUUCUUCACACCUAUUUGCACUUCUUCACAAUCUGUUUGGAUUUCUUCACAGUCUGUUGCAUUCCUUCACAAUCUGCUUGAAUUUCUUCAUAAUCUUCUUGUAUUUCUUCACAGCCUAUUUGCACUUCUUCACAAUCUGUUUGGAUUUCUUCACAGUCUGUUGCAUUCCUUCACAAUCUGCUUGAAUUUCUUCAUAAUCUUCUUGUAUUUCUUCACAGCCUAUUUUGCUUCUUCACAAUCUGUUUGGAUUUCUUCACAGUCUUUGCAUUCCUUCACAAUCUGCUUGAAUUUCUUCAUAAUCUUCUUGUAUUUCUUCACAAUUUGCACUUCUUCACAAUCUGUUUGGUUCUUCACAGUCUGUUGCAUUCCUUCAAAUCUGUUUGAAUUUCUUCAUUAUCUUCUUGUAUUUCUUCACAGCCUAUUUGCACUUCUUCAUAAUCUGCUUGUAUGUCCUCUCAAUCUUUGUGCAUUCUUUCACAAUCCGUUUGAAUUUCUUCAGAAUUUUCUUGAAUUUCUCCACAAUCUACUUGCAUUUCUUUACAAUCUGCCUGCAUUUCGUCACAAUCUGCCUGAAUUUCUUCACAAUCUGCAUUUCGUCACAAUCUGGUUGGAUUUCUUCACAAUCUGUUUGCAUUUCUUCAAAAUCUGCUUUGAUUUCUUCAUAAUCUUUUUGCAUUUCCUCUCAAUCUGCUUGCAUUUCUUUACAAUCCGUUUUCAUUUCUUCCCGAUCUGUUUGCAUUUCUUCACAAACCCUUUGCAUUUCUUCACAAUAUGUUUGCAUUUCUUCAACAUCUGCUUGCAUUUCUUCACAAUCAGUUUGCAUCUCUUCGCAAUCUGCUUGCAUUUCCUCACAAUCCAUUUAUAUUUCUUCACAAUCUGCUUUUAUUUCUUAAAUCUGCUUUUACAUUUUCUUUCAUUCUGCUUCCAUUUCUUCACAAUCCGCUUGCAAGUUUCUUUUGUCAUUCGAAUUUUCUCAAUUCAAAUCUUCUUGCCCGUUGCGUCCACCCUUCUUCAACAACAGUCAUCUCCUCUCUCCUCUAUUCUCGUUUUCCUCUUGUUUUUUUUUCUAUUCGUCCGUCUUUUUUUUUUCAUUCUUUCUUUUCUUCUUUUCAUUAUGUGUUCCUCUCCUUUCUUACCUUUCUUUUCUUCGUUCUCUUUCUCACUUUGUUCGAUUCAUUUAAUGCGACUCUUUCUCAUUUCCUUUCUUUUCUUUCUUUCUUUUACUUUCUUUUUUCGUUAUCUCCGCUGUCCUUUUUUUUAUAAAACUUUCUUCCUUUUUCUUUCUUUCUUCUUUUCUUUUUCUGUCUUGUUCUUUCUUUGUUCAUUAUCUUCGUUUUCUUCUCUUUUUCAGAAAUCUUUCUUUUCCUUUCUUUCCUUUUCUUUCUUUAUCUUUCUUUUUCCUUUCAUUAUCUUAGUAUUCUUCUUUUUAAAAAUCUUUCUUCCUUUUUCUUUCUUUUUUCUUUCUUUUUCUGUCAAAUCUUUCUUUUUCUUUCUUUCUUACUUUUUCUUUCUUUCUUUCUUUCUUUCUUUCUUUGUCUUCUUUUUAGAAAUCUUUCUGUCUUUUCUUUCUUCAACGAUCGUUUUAUUUCCAGUUUUCUUCCCCACUUUAUAUUUUUUCUGUUCUCUUUCUUUCGUCCUUAAACUAUUUCUUCUUUAUUAUCUUCUAUUUUCUUAUUUAUUCAUUCUCUUUGAUUUCUCUUUCAUUCAUUUUUUUUCCUAUUCGCUUUCCAGUUCGGAAUUAUUUUUCAUUCUUUUCUUCAUUUUCUUUGUUUAUUGCUUUUUCCCAGGUAAUUUCUUUCUUUUCCUUUUUUUGAUUCAAAUAUAUUUCCACAAACUCCUUUUAUUUUCCUUCCUUGUCUUUCGUCAUUUCUUUUUCUUGUUUUGUUGCAAUCAUUUUUUCUUUUUACCAAGAUUCUCAAAAUACCGAUUAUUUAUCCCUCCCCCUACACAAAAAACAGAAGAAUACACAUUAAAAUAUCCAAUUCAACCUUGUUACCCACCUCCCAGCCAUUAA